This is a messenger RNA of Sapajus apella (tufted capuchin), 9234 nucleotides long. RefSeq names its product ATPase plasma membrane Ca2+ transporting 2 (gene ATP2B2). The record is from RefSeq and is a predicted model, not a curated record. NCBI's taxonomy places the organism in Eukaryota, Metazoa, Chordata, Mammalia, Primates, Cebidae. Gene Ontology annotation, biological process: regulation of cytosolic calcium ion concentration; calcium ion transmembrane transport. Gene Ontology annotation, molecular function: P-type calcium transporter activity; PDZ domain binding; ATP binding. The transcript has 25 exons. Gene Ontology annotation, cellular component: postsynaptic density membrane; intracellular membrane-bounded organelle. The coding region runs from base 492 to 4091 and encodes 1199 amino acids.
CCGGCGCCGGCGCCUCCGCCCCCCGCCCCCCACCCGCUCGGGCAGGAUGGUACAGUCUGCAGAGGGGCCCGGGCACGCUGGCUGGGCUCAGCCGCGGCACCAGCUGCCGCACCGCGAUUACGGGGCUGCCCGCCGGGAAACCGUGCAGGAUUGGUGGUGAUUUUCAUAACCAAGAGCCACCACCUCUGACCAUGUAGAUGCCAGCUCCAGGGAGCAGCAUGGGCCCCACUGAAUGGAGACUCCUGGGUCUACAGCCCUGAGCCCCUACGGCCCCUGGACCUCGUCCCACACCCAGGGACAUCCCUUGGAGCUCACCACUGCUGUCACCAGCUGGCCUCAGCCACCCCCACCCCUGAGGACCCGGAGUCGGCCACCUGGUGCCACAACUGACCAGUGAGGGUGUGCUGAGGACAACCACAAGCAGCCAUCACCCAGCAGCCUUUUGUCCAGCACUGACCCUCGGGCCCACCCCGAGCAGGGACUGCAGCAACAUGGGUGACAUGACCAACAGCGACUUUUACUCCAAAAACCAAAGAAAUGAGUCGAGCCAUGGGGGCGAGUUCGGGUGCACAAUGGAGGAGCUCCGCUCACUCAUGGAGCUGCGGGGCACUGAGGCUGUGGUCAAGAUCAAGGAGACUUAUGGGGACACCGAAGCCAUCUGCCGGCGCCUCAAAACCUCACCUGUUGAAGGUUUGCCAGGCACCGCUCCAGACCUGGAAAAGAGAAAGCAAAUUUUUGGGCAAAACUUUAUACCUCCAAAGAAGCCAAAAACCUUCCUGCAGCUCGUGUGGGAGGCGCUGCAGGAUGUGACGCUCAUCAUCCUGGAGAUCGCCGCCAUCAUCUCCCUGGGGCUGUCCUUCUACCACCCACCUGGCGAGGGCAACGAAGGAUGCGCAACAGCCCAGGGUGGGGCAGAGGAUGAAGGAGAGGCAGAGGCGGGCUGGAUCGAGGGGGCCGCCAUUCUCCUCUCAGUCAUCUGUGUGGUCCUGGUCACGGCCUUCAAUGACUGGAGCAAAGAGAAACAGUUCCGGGGCCUGCAGAGCCGCAUCGAGCAGGAACAGAAGUUCACCGUGGUCCGGGCUGGCCAGGUGGUCCAGAUCCCUGUGGCUGAGAUCGUGGUUGGGGACAUAGCCCAGGUCAAAUAUGGUGACCUCCUCCCUGCCGACGGCCUCUUCAUCCAGGGCAAUGACCUCAAGAUUGAUGAGAGCUCCCUGACCGGAGAGUCUGACCAGGUGCGCAAGUCUGUGGACAAGGACCCCAUGCUGCUGUCAGGGACCCAUGUGAUGGAGGGCUCAGGAAGGAUGUUGGUGACUGCUGUGGGUGUGAACUCUCAGACUGGCAUCAUCUUUACACUGCUGGGGGCUGGUGGUGAAGAGGAAGAGAAGAAAGACAAGAAAGGUGUGAAGAAGGGGGAUGGCCUUCAGCUAUCAGCAGCAGACGGUGCGGCAGCUUCAAAUGCUGCAGAUAGUGCGAAUGCCAGCCUAGUCAAUGGUAAAAUGCAGGAUGGCAAUGUGGACGCCAGCCAGAGCAAAGCCAAACAGCAGGACGGGGCAGCCGCCAUGGAGAUGCAGCCCCUCAAGAGUGCCGAGGGCGGCGACGCCGACGACAGGAAGAAGGCCAGCAUGCACAAGAAGGAGAAGUCCGUGCUGCAGGGCAAGCUCACCAAGCUGGCUGUGCAAAUCGGGAAGGCAGGCUUGGUGAUGUCGGCCAUCACAGUGAUCAUCCUGGUGCUCUACUUCACUGUGGACACCUUCGUGGUCAACAAGAAGCCAUGGCUGCCUGAGUGCACACCCGUCUACGUGCAGUACUUUGUCAAGUUCUUCAUCAUUGGCGUGACAGUGCUGGUGGUCGCCGUGCCCGAGGGGCUCCCUCUGGCCGUCACCAUCUCGCUGGCCUAUUCAGUGAAGAAAAUGAUGAAGGACAACAACCUGGUACGCCACCUGGACGCCUGUGAGACCAUGGGCAAUGCCACAGCCAUCUGCUCAGACAAGACAGGCACGCUGACCACCAAUCGCAUGACAGUGGUACAAGCCUAUGUCGGCGACGUCCACUAUAAGGAGAUCCCCGACCCCAGCUCCAUCAACACCAAGACCAUGGAACUGCUGGUCAAUGCCAUCGCCAUCAACAGCGCCUACACCACCAAGAUUCUGCCCCCAGAGAAGGAGGGCGCCCUGCCUCGGCAGGUGGGCAACAAGACGGAAUGUGGCCUGCUGGGCUUUGUGCUGGACCUGAAGCAGGACUACGAGCCUGUGCGCAGCCAGAUGCCAGAGGAGAAGCUGUACAAAGUAUACACCUUCAACUCCGUGCGCAAGUCCAUGAGCACCGUCAUCAAGCUGCCCGACGAGAGCUUCCGCAUGUACAGCAAGGGGGCUUCUGAGAUCGUGCUCAAGAAGUGCUGCAAAAUCCUCAACGGGGCGGGAGAGCCCCGUGUCUUCCGGCCCCGCGACCGGGAUGAGAUGGUAAAGAAGGUGAUUGAGCCCAUGGCUUGCGACGGGCUCCGCACUAUCUGCGUGGCCUACCGCGACUUCCCCAGCAGCCCUGAGCCGGACUGGGACAACGAGAAUGACAUCCUCAACGACCUCACCUGCAUCUGCGUGGUGGGCAUCGAGGACCCCGUGCGACCAGAGGUCCCAGAAGCCAUCCGCAAGUGCCAGCGGGCAGGCAUCACAGUCCGCAUGGUCACUGGCGACAAUAUCAACACGGCUCGGGCCAUCGCCAUCAAGUGUGGCAUCAUCCACCCUGGGGAGGACUUUCUGUGCCUCGAGGGCAAGGAGUUCAACAGGAGGAUCCGCAACGAGAAGGGGGAGAUUGAGCAGGAGCGAAUUGACAAGAUCUGGCCAAAGCUGCGGGUGCUGGCUCGCUCCUCCCCCACGGACAAGCAUACCCUGGUUAAAGGCAUCAUUGACAGCACACACACCGAGCAGCGGCAGGUGGUGGCCGUGACAGGGGACGGGACCAACGAUGGGCCUGCACUCAAGAAGGCCGACGUGGGCUUCGCCAUGGGCAUCGCAGGCACUGACGUGGCCAAGGAGGCCUCAGACAUCAUCCUUACCGAUGACAAUUUCAGCAGCAUCGUCAAGGCAGUGAUGUGGGGCCGCAACGUCUACGACAGCAUCUCCAAGUUCUUGCAGUUCCAGCUCACAGUCAACGUGGUGGCCGUGAUUGUGGCCUUCACAGGUGCCUGCAUCACGCAGGACUCCCCUCUGAAGGCCGUGCAGAUGCUCUGGGUGAACCUCAUCAUGGACACGUUUGCCUCACUGGCACUGGCCACUGAGCCGCCCACGGAGACCCUGCUGCUGAGGAAGCCGUACGGCCGUAACAAGCCGCUCAUCUCCAGGACCAUGAUGAAGAACAUCCUGGGUCACGCUGUCUACCAGCUCGCCCUCAUCUUCACGCUGCUCUUUGUUGGCGAGAAGAUGUUCCAGAUUGACAGCGGGAGGAAUGCACCCCUGCACUCGCCGCCCUCAGAACACUACACCAUCAUCUUCAACACCUUCGUCAUGAUGCAGCUCUUCAACGAGAUCAACGCCCGCAAGAUCCACGGCGAGCGCAAUGUCUUUGACGGCAUCUUCCGGAACCCCAUCUUCUGCACCAUCGUGCUGGGCACCUUUGCCAUCCAGAUAGUGAUCGUGCAGUUUGGAGGGAAGCCAUUCAGCUGCUCUCCACUACAGCUGGAUCAGUGGAUGUGGUGCAUAUUCAUUGGGUUAGGAGAGCUUGUUUGGGGUCAGGUCAUCGCCACCAUCCCGACCAGCAGGCUCAAGUUCCUCAAGGAGGCAGGCAGGCUCACGCAGAAGGAGGAGAUCCCAGAGGAGGAGCUCAACGAGGACGUGGAGGAGAUCGACCACGCGGAGCGGGAGCUGCGGCGGGGCCAGAUCCUGUGGUUCCGAGGCCUGAAUCGGAUCCAGACGCAGAUUGAAGUAGUCAAUACUUUCAAGAGCGGGGCCUCCUUUCAGGGGGCCCUGAGGAGACAGUCCUCGGUCACCAGCCAGAGCCAGGAUGUAGCCAAUCUCUCUAGCCCUAGUCGCGUGUCGUUGUCCAAUGCUCUUUCCUCUCCGACCAGCCUUCCUCCUGCUGCAGCCGGGCAGGGCUAGAGAACCCUGGACACAGAGUUCAGCAAGAGAGAGUGAAAUUAAAAGAGAUCCGCGUCGUGAAGGCGUUCCGUAGCUCUCUCUAUGAAGGAUUAGAAAAGCCUGAGUCUCGAACCUCCAUCCAUAACUUCAUGGCUCAUCCUGAAUUCCGGAUCGAAGAUUCCCAGCCCCACAUCCCCCUCAUUGACGACACCGACCUGGAAGAAGAUGCCGCGCUCAAGCAGAACUCGAGCCCGCCAUCAUCGCUCAACAAGAACAACAGCGCCAUCGACAGUGGGAUCAACCUGACGACCGACACAAGCAAAUCAGCUACCUCUUCAAGUCCAGGGAGCCCCAUCCACAGCCUGGAGACGUCGCUUUAGCUGAGGACCCUGUCACCUGCCCGCCCGCCCUCACGGACCCCGCUGCCACCCGCCUCCCAGGCACCCAUCCAUCCAGGCACCCAACUCACCCAAGCAGCAACGAGCAACAACCGGAAACCAAAUACUGGAGAGAAAACCAACGUUUCCACCAACAGACCCUUUCUCUGGCUGCGAUGCUGUUUGAACUCUUUUUCACUUCGAGGCAAGGGGUGGGAUCUCCACUGGGGGCUUACGGGAGUGAACGGUUUUCCCAAAACAAGCCCCUCCUGGCUCCCACCCAAACAUGGACCAGCCAUGCACCCGCCCAGCCACCACGUCCCCCGCAUGAAUGUACUGUACACUUUCAGUCCUCCCCUUGUUUGGUUUUGGGGGGUUGGGGAGGGGUUUUUUUGUUUGUUUUCUUAGGCGGGAACUGCAAACAGACUCUUUUCUGAGACUAUUUAUCCAAUCCACUGGUCUGUGAGUUUUUGAAAUGCUUGCGCAGCAUGGUCUCAGUUGUAUAGAUUAAUUUAAUAACUUUUUGAAAUUGCAGAGCUUAACUCGCCUAGUAGAUUUGCACCAAUGGAACCGAAGAACUUCAUAGACACUCACAAGGUUAUAUCCAUUUCUUUGUAUCUAUAUCAACGUAUACUUCUCCAAGACUGUAUACGUCCAUAUAGAUAGGUAGAUAUAUAUAUAUAUAAAUAUAUAUAAAUAUAUAUACAUGGAUAUAUAAAGUUUCUUUGCCGGCAUGUUGCCUUGUUUCUGCUUAAAUUGCUCUAUUUUAACUUAUUUAUGUCCUAAAAGAAGAAUGUAAUUUGUUUACAAACCUGUAGAUAAUGUCUUUGGCUAUUUGUACGGUUUAAGAACACUGGUGGCUGAGAUGCUAUAAAAACAGCUCGGCCCGACAGACACUUCCCCUGGGUUGCAUCCUUGAUGUUUUAUGAUAGCCAUGCUCUGAUUUUUGCCUGCUGUUUCCGUUCAAUACUGUCACUACCGUGAGAGGCUCAGGCAGAAGCCAAAUGCCACCGAGUUGCCAUCCUGAAGGGUUUAACAACAUGCUCCGUAGACAAAGGGAGAGGAGGAGAGAAGGCUUCCUGGGUUUGCAACACUAACGGCCAUCUGGCCCAAGGAUGCCAGGAUCUGCAAAGCACUGCUCGAAGACUUUUCUCUCAAUGAAACUCGCUUGAGUUUACUAAGAGCAUUUCAAACACAGGUUCUCUUUGGCACUGUCUGUACAGAGAUUGAGGUAGUGUUGAAAUAUUAUACAUGGUAUUGUGUUGAUUUUUUUUUUAGUAACUUACAGGUUUAUUUCCUUAUUAAUGGCAGCAUCUGAGCUGUUGGCAUAUUGGAUGAGGAUCAGUAUGGCUUGCUGCUUUUAUUUUUAUUUUUGAAGAAGAAUAGCCUUUUUCUCUGCACUAUUUAGAUCCGAAUGAACCUUAUGAUGUGUAUAUUGAGAUGUAUUCAGUGUGAUUUUAAACCAAAUUGUCUUCCUGUAGUCACAAUAUAUACUGUAGCCUUUUAACAGCAAGUCUUGCUUUCCCAAACAGAAAGCCAUUCUGAAACCCUACAGUAUCACAGGUGAGAAAAGGUGGUUAUUUUUUCCCCAAGACAACAGCACUAGUAAUCCCACUUAAUAAGAGCUUAUUUAAUUGUAUGUCAGCCUCUUAACUGCUAAGCACUUUGUGGGUCUCAGCGUUUUUCAUAAAAGAACUUUUGUAUUUAAUACAAAGUUUGCUUUGAGACUUUUCAGCAUAUGAUCUUUUUCCAUAAACUUGUACAGUGCAAAAGACAUUUUGAAUACCAUGAUCAAUGAUGUCCCAUGCUUUGAGGAAAACCAAACACUUUCCGCCUCUCUUGCAAAAUCCAUUCCUCAUGCUGACCCUCCCCACAGUGGCUGCGUCAGCCCAGCCCCUUCCCUUCUCCAGGCCCAGAGAACUCUUCCGCAAACAAGAUGAGAGCCACUCGGGAAAAGAGCCAUAGUCAGCUGGGAGGGCCUACAUCUGGAUGGCUGUGGAAAAACUUGAGGGUUCAGGGUUCAAAGUCAGCCCAUCCCACCUGGCAAAAUCCUCCUGGAAAGAGGACCUUCUUUUCAAGAGCGCACCACCUGAAUGUUGUGAAGAAAUAUAUCUGAAUGUAUCCAGCAGAGGAAACUACAGACCCAAAGGGGUGACCAGCCCUCAGAUGUGCUAUUGGAUUCCAAUACAAACGCCAUCAAAGCCAGCCCACUGCUCUCCUAUGAGGAAGGAAAGACCUGCGCGUGUAAAACUUGGGCAGCCUUGGAACAUGGUGUUUUUUGGAGUUUCCUUUCUCAUGGUUUUCCGUCUCCCCCUUUCUUUGGUCAGUCAUAUGUCUGUGACCUCAUUCCAUGACAUCAGGAUAGCUGUGUUUGCACACCGUGCUCCAUGUCCAUUUGGAGCCAGGCAGGGUUCUCAGCGGAGCCUGCCUUGGGGAACAGGGAGCGAUGGAAGAAUGCCAACAUUCGUGUUGGUCUUCUCUUGUCAGGAAUGACGGAUGCUUGCACACACGCACCCCUCACUCUCACACUUGCACACACAUCCACACACACAGGAAAUGAUUGGUUUGUCAAAACUCACUGUAGUACAUAAAGCUUGCACUCUGCGUCCUAUAUCUAGCAGCAUGGGGUACGUUUGGCAGUUCACCCCAUUAGGGGGUAAAUAAUUUAUGACCAUUCAUCUGUUUUUAUGAAUUUUUUUAUCUAGACAAUAAUUGUAAAUAAAGAACUCACCAUCUCUGUUCAUUUAAUACUAUGCAAUGGUUAUGCUUUCAAUCACUGGCUCUCUGACUCCCACAGUGUGGUUCUGAAAUGUCUGUGGUUUAAAAAAGGCAAAAAACAACAUCAAACAGAACAUAGUAAAUAUAUCUGUAAUGUAUACUUUUUUCUAGUUUGGGACUGCACCAUCCACGUAGCUUCUUUUCUGCCCUGUGGACAAGGGCUCCGGGAGAAGGUAGCAGAUUCGGUUCUGAGAGCUAAGCUCACCAACUUGUCUCCCCCUCAACAGAUGAGGGAAGGGCAGGGAGCCCGUUCAGCGACUCCUGGCGCUGCAGAGUCACUCAUCUUUGGAGGUGAGCCGGGAAAGCUCUGAGGAGUCUCCUUCUUGCAACUCAGACAGAGCUUUCUUUAACUCAGGAGCAGCCUCUGUUGCUCCCACCAACUUCUCACCAUGGCCCCUUGUCCCCUUGUCCCAACCACAGCAUAGAGAUGACAGGAAGGAGGUGGUUCUGUUUCUGAGACUGGACCAAUUAAAAUGACUGCACUGGCUCAAGGACUCUGAGCCUGUCUUGACCUGGGUCUCCCAGUUAUUGGAAGCUACUCUUUUCACCAACCAUGUUGAAAUGCCACCUUUACCACACACUGACGUCUUAUAUAGACUUGGAUCUAUUUCUGGAACUUCUCUUCUCUUCCCUUACCUGGGUGUCUCAUCUGGCACCAGCCAUACAAUUUUAACUAUUGUCGCUUUCUAAUGUCUAAUUAUGUGGUGGGAUAAGUCCCUUCACUCUUCUUUUACAAAAUUUCCUUGUUACUCUCUCACAUCUAUUCCUCCACAGAAACUUUAAAUUGUGCCCAGUCCUCCACCCCCAUCCCAUUCCCAUCCCAAAUUUUGGGCCCUGUCAUUCCUUGUGCCAUCAUCUUCCCCCCACUCAUUGUAAUUACUGUCCACUCAGGGCUGUGAAAUAGACUGUGUCCUAUAAAGAGGGACAAAAAGGGCAUCCUGAUCUUGAGGGAAGCCUGCUGUUCCUCCCAUCAUUUCACCUGUCCCCUAAGCCCAGGAGUUGUCAUGAGAGGCCACCAGCCCCCACUCAAUCCCAGCUUGGGCACCAAAGUCACCCACCUUGGUUGUGUUGGGGUGGACCCGCCAUCUGUCUCUGGUCCAGAUGAGAAAGAGCAGUCUCUCCCAGGCUUGGAGCUGGGAAAGAAUGUAUGACCCAGUUGUCUGCACUUCUAAUUCUCAUCAUGGAGAAACCUUUAUUCCUGUCUCCCUCCCCUGAACCGGAUUUUUGUUGUUUUUGUUUCAUUUUGUUUCAGGGGGAUCACUUCUUGCUCUUUAAUUCAGAGUCUCCAGCACCUUUGGGAUGCAAGCAGUUCUUGCCUGGGCCUUCUCGGAACCCUCACUCCCCUAGCCCACUCUUGGGAUACCUACAGGAGGCUGCCAACCUGCUGCACUCUGACAAGCCUCCCACCCAAAUCUCUUUCCUGCUAUUGUGUCCAAAACCCCACCAUUAGAGGAUCUUGCAGGGAGGAGCAUUUCUUGAAGGCUUUUAGGCCUUGCAGAGCCAGGGCAGAAGUCAGACAACAGCAGGAAGUCCCCAAGCCUUUUCAAAGUUCCAAACCAAGCUCUCCUGAUUUUAAUGUGGAGAUCAUACCCACCCACGUGGGGGAGGAGGGUCCCCAGCCCCGGGCAGCAGCCAUCACCCCCUCCACUGAAAACGAUAUUGGAGGCUGCUUUGGGACUGCCCUUCUCAGCCCCUUAAGUCUGUUUUGUAAUGCCUGUGGUGCUCUCCCUCCCGGACCUUUCCUCUUGAGGGUCACCACACUUUGCUAACUCUUGUGUGCACAUAUUUUAUAAUAGAGUAGCGAGGGAAUGGUGCCGCCUCCAGCUUCCAUAAGCUGCCUGGGCUCUGGGGGGGCUCUGGGACAAUCGGGGCUGGGAAGUGACUGUGCUCUUAUUGUACAUUCUUUAUUUCUCUGUAUCUUUGGCUUGUGCUCUUUGUAAUUAAUGGGAUUUGUCUGCCUUUUCAACACUAUACUGAGCAAUAACAAUAAAUGCACACGUGGAAAUGCA